This is a messenger RNA of Tigriopus californicus, 6954 nucleotides long. It is a transcript of the gene zip, whose product is annotated as myosin heavy chain, non-muscle-like. Gene Ontology annotation, molecular function: actin filament binding; ATP binding; cytoskeletal motor activity. The transcript is spliced from 17 exons. Gene Ontology annotation, cellular component: myosin complex. Bases 327 to 6332 code for a protein of 2001 amino acids. The record is from RefSeq and is a predicted model, not a curated record. Lineage: Eukaryota; Metazoa; Arthropoda; Copepoda; Harpacticoida; Harpacticidae.
GCUCGCUCGUUCGCUUCCUCCCACAGUGAUCCUCGAGCCGGCCGAGCCUAUCUAUUUGUAAAAGUAUUAUUCUAACUUAUUCAUUUAUAUACAUACAUAUAUCUUAUCCCGCGUUUGCGGAGAUUCAUCCCCGAGGCUGGUGACCGCGCCGUUGGGGAGCGGUGUUGGCUGGCAGACUUUUGACCUUUGGUCUGAGUGAGUGAGUGACAGACAAGAGUGUGGGUGUGCCAUUGUGAUCUUCAUCCUCCAAGCGGUGUUCCGUGAUUAGUGGCGUUUAAUCCUGCCCCUGGCCCGGCUCUCCCUCUCCCUCUAUCAUCAUCAUCAUCAUGGUGGACGUGGACAAGUCUGAUCCGGACUUCAAGUUCCUGGUGGUGGACCGGAAUGCCUUCAACGAUCCCACGAAACAGGCGGAAUGGACGCAGAAGCGAUUGGUCUGGAUUCCUCAUGAAGGACAGGGAUUCGUCUCGGCCUCCAUCAAGAAAGACCGCGGCGAUGAGGUCGAGGUCGAGAUUUCCGAGACCGGUAAACGGGUACUCGUCUCCAAGGACGACAUCCAGAAAAUGAAUCCACCCAAAUUCGACAAGGAAGAGGAUAUGGCCGAUCUGACCUGCCUCAAUGAAGCCUCCGUGCUCCAUAAUGUCAAAGAGCGAUACUAUUCCGGACUCAUCUACACAUAUUCUGGUCUGUUUUGUGUGGUUGUUAAUCCUUACAAAAGACUACCCAUUUACACCGAAAAGAUCAUCGAAUUGUAUAAAGGAAAGAAGCGCCAUGAAGUUCCUCCUCACGUUUUUGCUAUCACGGACACGGCCUACAGGUCGAUGCUUCAGGAUCGCGAAGACCAGAGCAUUUUGUGUACUGGCGAAUCCGGUGCUGGAAAAACGGAGAACACGAAAAAAGUCAUUCAGUAUUUGGCAUACGUGGCUGCUUCGAAGCCCAAAUCUAGUUCUCACACUCCCUCAGCUACCGAAGGACCAAGCUUUGGCGAGUUGGAGCAACAGCUUCUGAAAGCUAAUCCCAUUUUGGAGGCCUUUGGAAACGCCAAGACUGUGAAGAACGACAACUCUUCCCGUUUUGGAAAAUUCAUUCGAAUCAACUUCGAUGCUAGUGGAUUCAUUGCCGGUGCCAACAUUGAAACGUACCUCUUGGAGAAGGCGAGAAUGAUCCGACAAGCUGAUGACGAGCGGACAUUUCAUAUCUUUUACCAACUCUUGGCCGGUACCACGCCCGAGCAAAAGAAAAAGUUCAUCUUGGAAGACCCCAAGAACUACACUUUUUUGAGUAGUGGAAACGUGACCAUUCCUGGCAUGGAUGAUAGCGAGGAGUUCCAACAGACUGUUAAAGCUAUGCAAAUUAUGGGCAUUUCUGAGGAGGAUCUGGCCUCCAUUUGGAAGGUGAUUUCUGGUGUGCUUUUAUUCGGCAACAUGGAGUUCCGUCAGGAGCGCAACUCUGACCAAGCCAUUCUUCCGGAUGACACGGUGGCUCAAAAGAUUGCCCAUCUCUUGGGUAUUAACGUCAACGAACUGACCAAGGCCUUCUUGAGACCCAGAAUCAAAGUGGGACGUGACUAUGUGACCAAGGCUCAAACCAAGGAACAAGUGGAAUUUGCUGUUGAAGCUAUUUCCAAGGCCAUGUAUGAGCGUCUCUUCAAGUGGAUCGUUACCCGAAUCAAUCGCUCUUUGGACCGCACGAAACGUCAAGGAGCAAGCUUCAUUGGAAUCCUGGACAUUGCCGGAUUUGAGAUCUUCCAUCUGAAUAGCUUCGAACAGUUGUGUAUUAAUUACACCAACGAGAAGCUCCAACAGCUCUUCAAUCACACCAUGUUCAUCUUAGAACAAGAGGAGUAUCAGCGUGAGGGAAUCGAAUGGAAGUUCAUCGAUUUCGGCUUGGACCUUCAACCUACCAUUGACCUGAUUGAGAAGCCCAUGGGCAUCAUGGCUCUUGUGGACGAAGAGUGCUGGUUUCCCAAAGCUACAGACAAGAGUUUCGUGGAGAAGUUGGUCUCUAGUCACUCGGCUCAUCCGAAGUUUGUCAAGACCGAUUUCCGCGGUGAAGCCGACUUUUCCGUGAUUCACUACGCCGGAAAGGUGGAUUACUCGGCCCACAAGUGGCUCAUGAAGAACAUGGACCCACUGAAUGAGAACAUUGUCCAACAGUUGCGUAGUUCCACUGACCAAUUCAUUGUGAACAUCUGGAAAGACGCCGAAAUCGUUGGCAUGGCCCAACAAGCCAUGAGUGACACCCAAUUCGGAGCUCGCGCUCGCAAGGGCAUGUUCCGAACCGUGUCCCAGUUGUACAAGGAGCAAUUGGGCAAGCUCAUGGAGACCCUGCGCAACACUAACCCGAACUUUGUGCGUUGUAUCAUUCCCAAUCACGACAAGCGUGCUGGCAAGAUCAAUGCCACCUUGGUCCUGGAGCAACUCAAAUGCAACGGUGUAUUGGAGGGCAUCAGAAUCUGUCGACAGGGCUUCCCCAAUCGUAUUCCCUUCCAGGAGUUCCGUCAACGCUACGAGCUCCUCACCCCGAAUGUGAUUCCCAAGGGAUUCAUGGACGGCAAGAAGGCAUGCGAAAAGAUGAUUACGGCAUUGGAAUUAGAUCCAAAUCUAUUCAGAGUCGGACAGUCGAAGAUCUUCUUCCGUGCCGGAGUCUUGGCUCAUUUGGAGGAAGAGCGCGAUUUGAGGAUCACAGAUCUAGUGGUCAAGUUCCAGGCCUAUUGUCGGGGAUUAAUUGCGCGAAGAAACUACGUGAAACGGACCCAACAAUUGAACGCCAUUCGAAUUCUUCAAAGGAAUGGAGCGGCUUACCUCAAACUUCGAAACUGGCAAUGGUGGCGUCUGUACACCAAGGUCAAACCCUUGUUGCAGGUCACCAAGAACGACGAAAAGGUUCUUCAAAAAGAAAACGAGCUCAAGGACGUUAAGGAACGCUUGGAGCAACAUGAAAAAACCGUCGGCGACCUGGAUAAACAGUAUCAACAAGCCCUGGAGGAAAAGAGCAUCUUGGCCGAGCAACUGCAAGCUGAAACCGAGCUAUGUGCCGAAGCCGAAGAGAUGAGAGCCAGGUUGGCUGCUCGAAAGCAGGAGCUGGAAGAAAUCCUUCACGAUAUGGAAGCGCGGAUUGAGGAAGAGGAGGAAAAAACCUUGAAGAUGAGCGAAGAAAGGAAGAAGCUCCAACUCAACAUCCAAGACCUGGAAGAGCAGCUCGAAGAAGAGGAAGCCGCUCGACAAAAACUCCAGAUCGAAAAGGUUCAAAUCGAGGCUAAGAUGAAGAAGUUUGAAGAAGACGUAGCCAUGUACGAGGAUUCCAACCAGAAGUCCAGCAAGGAGAGGAAGCUCCUUGAAGAGCGAAUGGCUGAUGUGACUGCCACCCUUGCCGAAGAGGAAGAGAAAUCCAAACAUUUGGCCAAGUUGAAAGCCAAGCAUGAAAGCACCAUUGGUGAGUUGGAGGAAAAGCUCCGCAAAGACAACCAGCAGAAGCAAGAAGUGGAGAGAGCCAAACGGAAGAUUGAGACUGAGCUCAACGACUUAAAGGAGCAGGUGGUCGAAAAGAAGGUCCAACUCGAAGAUCUCCAACUUCAGUUGGGCAAGCGAGAAGAGGAACUCGCCCAGGCCAUGAUGAAGGUUGACGAAGAAGCCGCACACAAGGCUAAGGCCCAAAAACAAGUCAGAGAAUAUGAGGCACAACUCAAUGAGCUCCAGGAGGAUUUGGAGGCCGAAAAAACUGCUCGUGUCAAGGCCGAGAAACAGAAGAGAGAUCUCAACGAAGAGCUCGAGGCUCUCAAGAAUGAGCUGCUAGAUUCCUUGGACUCGACUGCUGCUCAGCAAGAACUCCGAACGGCUCGGGAAAAGGAACUCGCUACCCUUAAGAAGGGUCUCGAAGAUGAGGCCGCUCAACACGAAGGCAUUGUGACCGAAAUGCGGCACAAGCACUCGCACGAGUCCCAAGCUCUCCAUGAAGAGAUCGAUUCUUUGAAAAAAGCCAAGUCCAACCUCGAGAAGCAACGCCAGCAACUUGAAUCCGAACAAAAUGACCUCGCCAACGAAUUGAAAUCAAUUUCCGGGAACAAGCAAGAGGCUGAUCGACGACGAAAGCAAUUGGAAGCUCAAUGUUCGGAGUUGCAGUUGAAACUUUCGGAGAUGGAAAAACUGUCCGGUGACGCCGGGGAGAGGAUCAGCAAGAUGUCGAGUGAAGUGGAACAACUAAAUCAAGCAUUAGAAGCGGCUGAGUUCAAGAAAUCGCAAGCUGUCAAGGCUGUUGACGGUCUGGAAUCCCAACUCCAAGAGGCUAGCUCUCAGCUCGAGGAAGAAACCAGGCAAAAGCUAGCCCUAAACUCCAAACUCCGAGCCUUGGAACAGGCGAAGGAGUCAAUGAGCGAGCAACUCGAAGAAGAAGAGGAGAGUAAGCGUCAAUUGGAAAAGCAACUCUCAACCACCUUGGCACAACUAAGCGAAGCUCGAAAGAAGGCCGAGGAAGAAGGAGAAUCCGUAAUUCGCCUGGAAGAGCUCAAGAAGAAGAAUGGCAAGGACAUCGAAGAACUCGUCCACAAGCUUGAAGAGCUGCAAGCCGCCAAUGAGAAAUUGGACAAGUCCAAGAAGAAACUGGCGGCCGAAUUAGAUGACGCUGCCUUAGAAUUGGACACCCACCGAACCAAAGUGGUGGAGUUGGAAAAGAAGCAGAGAAACUUCGACAAGAUUCUAACCGAGGAGAAAAUGAAUGGGGAGCGAAUCGCCCAAGAACGCGACAACGCCGAGCGGGAUGCCAGAGAGAAAGAAACCAAAUUGUUGAACCUAAAUCGAGAUUUUGAGGAUUCCUUGGCACGAUUGGACGACGUGGAACGGGCCAAACGCCAACUCCAGGGCGAGCUUGACGACCUAGUCAACUCUCAAGGUAAUGCCGACAAGAACGUGCACGAACUGGAAAAGGCCAAACGCUCGCUCGAAUCGGAACUCGUGGCCAUGAAGCAACAGAUGGAGGAGCUCGAAGACGAGCUUCAAGCCACCGAAGAUCAGAAGAUGCGCUUGGAGGUCAACAUGCAAGCACUCCGAACGCAGUACGAGCGCGACCUCCAGGCUAAAGAGGAAGCCGGCGAGGAGAAGAGGCGUGGUCUGACCAAGCACAUUCGCGACCUCGAGGCAGAGCUCGAUGAGGAGCGAAAACAAAAGACGGCCGCCCUCAACGGCAAGAAGAAGCUGGAGGCUGACUACAAGGACCUCGAGUCAACGAUGGAAAUGAAUAACAAGCUGAAAGAGGAUGCGCUCAAGCAACUGAAGAAACAUCAGGCCGCCAUGAAGGAGCUCCAGCGAGACGCAGAGGAGGCUCACCAGAGCAAGAGUGAAGUGCUUCAGCAAUACAAGGACCUCGAGAAGAAGAUCAAGUCCUUGGAAGCCGAGAUGAUCCAAUUGCAAGAGGACCUCAGUGCGGCAGAGCGAGGCCGACGAUCAGCCGAAACCGAGCGUGACGACUUGCAAGAGGAGAUCAACAACUCGGCCAGCAAGGGCCUCUUACUUAGUGACGAGAAGCGACGACUGGAUGCCAGGAUUGCUGCUCUUGAAGAAGAACUCGACGAGGAACAGGGCAACUCGGAGGUGCUCAUGGAGCGCGCCAAGAAGGCCCAGAUCCAGAUCGAGCAAUUCACGACAGAGCUUGCCCAAGAACGGGGCCAGGUGCAGAAACUGGAGAACUCCAAGAUGCUCCUCGAGCGUCAAAACAAAGAAAUCAAGGCCAAGCUGUCCGAGUUGGAAGGAUCACAGCGUGCUAAGGCGAAAGCCACAAUUGCCGCUCUCGAAUCGAAGAUUGCCAAUCUCGAAGAACAGCUGGGUGCUGAAACUGGUGAGCGCAUGGCUCAAGCCAAGCUGAACAGGAAACAAGACAAAAAAUUGAAGGAGACCCUGCUCAUGCUGGAGGACGAGCGUCGACACGCCGAUCAGUACAAGGAGCAGGCCGAAAAGGUCAACUCGCGGGUCAAAGCUCUAAAGCGCCAAUUGGAUGAGGCCGAAGAGGAGAUCUCGAGAGAGAGAGCUCAAAAGCGAAAGACCCAGAGAGAGCUAGAGGAUACGCUUCAAGACAACGAGUCCAAGGAGAGGGAGAUCACCAAUCUCAAGAACAAGUUGAGAGGCUCUGCCACUUCGAGUGGUCGUCGAGCUAGAGAUUAUUUGACGAGUCUUUCUUCCCGAGUAGACCUAAACAACUCAACUAGUGUGAGCAGAGAUUCCUCUAGUGGUCCACCCAUGAAGGACUCUUCUUCCAACCCAUCCCAAUCUCCUUUAACCACCAGCACCGAGGAUCUCGCUGCACCUCGAAACGAGGUCUCGGAGGAAUUCCAUCUUCGCGGUUAAUGAAAGGUGGGCGUGCCGGGUCGAUUCAGGCUGAUGAUGUGAAUGCCUCUUCCCUCACUAGUGGAGUAGACGAUUCUUCUCUCGAUGAAGCGGACUCAGAGAAGUGAGUGGUGUGCAGCAUUGACAAACCAGACUCAUAUGCAAAUUAACAACAACAGCAACUGAUCAUCCGGGGUGAACCCCCGUCCCAAUUACCUGCUUGGCCCAGUACUUCCAUUUCACUUGCAUCAAACAGUAUCACCAACUAUUACAUCCUUGAUUGUCCCAUGUCUAUCCCCGAUUCUUCCAUGUUCUCUCUCUCUCUGGCUGUCUCUCUCUCUCUCUCUCUCUGUCGAUCGAAUAAGUCGAUCCAAGACUGCUUCUCAUCCAUCGAAGAGCAGACCAAUUUGGGCUGAAUCAAGGGGGCUUUUCUUCCCCAAUGAAUGAUUUAUGAUAACCACACUACACCAGUAUGUAUGUGUUCAAGAUCGUCUUCGCCUUGUAUCGCGAAGCAAUCAUGAUGCAAGGAACACACUGCUUUUAUACCCUAAUAUAUAUUUAUUCUCAUGCAUUUUUGUGGAACUUUGCUAAAUUUGUAGUGCCAAUUAUUUUAUCAAGAAAUAUAUGCUUCUCUUCAUUAUUA